GCGGCUGGCGGUCGUCGGCCGGUGCAGCACCAUGUGCGAAAACGUGAAAAUGGACGAUGUGACGGAAACGGAACACCGGAACCUGCUCGUAGGCGGGUGGACGGGCUGCGCAGGAGCAGUAGAUCUAUAGAACAUACGGAGCAGAGGAACACGUGGGAUGUAGAAGUUACGGAUGUUUAUAGAUCAGGAAACAGCGCAGCCAUCUUUGUUCGGACUCAAAUUUUGCACUGAAAGCAAAAGAGAAAGGAAGCUGCGCACCGGUAAAUCUGAAACUAUUAACCGCGACAUGGAUGUUUAGCAAAAGUACAAGAAAAAAUGAUAUUUCCGUUUUUUCAGCUAGCUGGACCUGUUUAUUCUGUGCUACACAAGCUAGCUUCUAGCUACAGUUCCAUCUGUUCCAGCUGUAAAUGUAGCUGCUAGACACAUGUAGCUGCUAGCUCAGAAGUUGGUUUAGUAACACACACUCCGGUUGGUACCAUGGACAGAGAGUGUGUGUCGCUGCUGCCCCGGGUCUGUGAGGUGCUGGCGGCCUCAGGGAGCUCUCUGCCCGAUGACACCAGCCUGGAAAAACUGCUGGACUGGUUCACAGGGCUCACCAAAGCUGGGACAUCUCUGCUGGAGUCAUGCCCAUGUCUGCUUGAAUUCAUAUCCACUGUGGUCCACAACACAGCUCUGGACCCCAGCAUCCUCUCUUUCACUCUCAGACUCACUGGCUUCGUGGCUGUAACCGAGGUUGCCUUCAAAGUUCUGCAGGAGUCCUCUGUUCUGGACCUGGUCUUUAACCUUCAGCACUGGCAGGAAGCAGGACUCUGGGAGGAUCCCUGCAUACGGAUUGGCUGGAUCCAGGGCUUAAGAACAAUGAUGCAGCACCCAAAGGCUCUCAGCUUCUUUGUACAAGCAGAUUUCCUCCAGCCCCUCCUACAACUCCAGACAGACAAAAGCUUAUUCGUCGCCUCUGCUGCCAAUCAAAUGCUAGCCCACGUCCUGCUCUCCUGCCAGUCCGUCUCCUCGGUAGGAAGUAACGACGUGGACGAGGAAGGAGAAGAUGUUGGGAGGUCGGGCGGCUCCAUUGCAGACUUAGAAUACUCUGCUGUCACUGUGGAAACCAAUCAGGAUUACGCUGCUGUUGUCACGGCGAUCUCAGAGUGCCUGAAGAAGUCGCUGGUUCCCAGAGAAAACACACAGCUUCACCAGAGUCUGCAGAUCCUCAAACUUCUGGCCCUGCUGCUGGCCCAGACCAGACCUCCUCUGUGGGAGAAGCUGCUGCAGAUGGUCGCUGACUCUGUAGACGAGCUGCUGGUGGCCGGCUACAGUCAGCUAAUUCUGCCUCUGAUGGACGUCAUUCUAGCUGCAUACAGCUGCGACGUUAAUCGUCGUGCACCAGACCAGCGCGUCUCCCGUCUUCUAUCUUUCAUGCUGAACAUCAGGAAACCCGCCGACCUCAUUCAGGCAGCAGCUGCUUUUCUCCGCCGAGGCCUUCACGACCUUGUUCACACGGCCCAGAGUGCUCGAGUGCUGCUGCUACCCCUCGACAUUAUUACCGGCCUGAAUCUGCUCACCACCACAGGUAACACGCACACAUGUACGCAUUUUUACAAAGUCUGUUGUGUUAAAUUUAUGCAGCUGAGAAUGGUUUCUGUUCAUUCAGCAGACGAGCAACGGUUCUUGAUGAUGGAGCAGCUGAAGAAUAAAACCUCCUGCAUCUCCCUGAUCUGCGUCUGUUUAACAAACACACCACAGAUGACACUGAUGGCUGCUGACUGCCUCCCCUGUCCUCCAGUGUUAAUUGUCACUGCAGUUCUGUCGUUAUUGAAGCUCUGCAGUGGCGACUCUUCCUCCCCGUCCUCCUCUUCUUCCGGCUGUCGUGAAGUUUCCAGGAACGUCAUCGGCAGCAGCAAAGUUCAGAAAUGUGCUCUCGACGCUCUGACAGCCCUUAGUGGCAGCCCAGGAGUGGAAGUCAAGUUGGCCGAAGUGUUCACACUUCUCGUACAAUGUCUGGACAAUCCCGAUUCCGACCCCACUGUACUACAGAAGUCCUUCCAGGCCUUAGUGCAGUGGAUGUCUGUUUGCUCAGAUCUCUCCUCCAUAACAGACCAGCACAGACAAGAUCUCCUCCAGGUGGUGAGGAAACGUUCCUGUGAUAUUCGCUGGGAGGUGAGAGACUCAACCGUGGAGUUUCUGGGACGCCUGGCGGGGGUGAGAGUCAUCCAGACGACGGCCGAGGAGGCGUCGGAUGCGUCAGUUGCUGUGCUGGGCGGCUGCUGCUUCACCACUCCUCUCCUCAGGGCGGCGCUGCAGGACACAGAGAGUUACGUUAGAGCCAGCGCCAUCUCUGCACUGGCGCAGACACUGGCAGCGAGCUGGCAGCAGGGGGCAGCACUCACCCAGGAGCAGACUGAAAUCGUGAAUCAGCUGCUUGAAGUUCUCUCCUGGGACACCGAGGGAUUCGCCAGGAGGGCCGUCGUGCGAUACUUCAUCGCCUGGUUGUCUUCGAUGUCCUCACACUCGUGUGUGCAGUCGCCCGCCUCCUCCUCCCUCCUCAUGCCGUCUGUUCGCUCAGUCCUCUCUCGAGGCAGCGCCGAUCUGGACUGGGAAGUGAAAGUUCACACACUGGAGUUGGCAGAGCUGCUGCUGGACGAAGCCUUUUCAGGUCAGCGGGGUUACACGAAAGGUAAUCCUACUCAAACACACCCCUACGCCGUGAUUCCUAACACGCUUCACACACGGACGCACAACGAGGAGGAUGUGGUCGGUGUGUUGAACAGUCUGGUCCAGUGGGGGGUCGUCUCGGCGUUGUUGAGCGGUCUGGUCGACUGCGACAGACCUGUAGCUCUGAGGGCCUGUCGACUGCUGAUAACACUCAGAGAGGUGGUUUGUCCGCUGUCGCUAGGGGCCCUGGAUGCAACUGCUGCCAUGGCAACGGUUGCCAGAGUGACUUGUGAACUGCCCGGAUGCGGUUGGGCGCGAGAGAUCAGAAAGAUGCUGGUGAUGAAGGCUAAAGACGCCAACGCCGAGGGGGGUGUCAGUGGAGGGGAAGUGGUCAAUUGUGACGACUGUGGCGAGGCGGGACAGGAAGCGGCGAGCGUCGGGGGUCAGACGCCAUGUGUGAGUGUGUGUGAAGUGUUGAGGUCUCUGGAUUUGGACGAGAGGUUGGACGUCCUGACCCGAAGCAGCGACCACGUUCACAACUCUCCCUUGUCACUGCUGCAGGACAUCCUGACCGCGAGUUCAGCUCGCAGUCAACCCGACACACAACAGGAGGUCAUAGCGGACUGCUACUAACACGCACACACACACACACACACACUGCUAAAAGACACAAAGUCACCAUGAAGAGAUAUAAAAUCACCACAAAAAUUCACCGAAUUACCACAGAAAGAUGUAAAAUCACAACAAAAAGACACCAAAGGACUACAAAAAAAUCUGAAAUUACUACAAAAACAGGCAAAAAUGACCAUCAAAAACACACACACUGACACACAAAUUGCUAAAGGACACAAUGUCACCACAAAGAGAUGUAAAAUCAGAACAAAAAGUCACUAAAUUACCUCAAAAAAGGUAAAAUUACCACAAAAAGCACAAAAUCACCACAUACACACACACACACACACACAAAUGCUAGAAUCAGUACAAAAAGAUCUAAAAUCACAACAAAAAGACACCAAAGGACCACAAUAAAUGUGAAAUUACUAUGAAAACAGGCAAAAAUGACCACAAAAAGACACACAAAGACACACAAAUUGCUAAAAGACACAAAGUCACCACAAAGAGAUGUAAAAUCACGGCAAAAAGAUGGAAAAUCAAAAGAGGCAAAAUCACCACAGAAUGUCACAAAAUUACUACAAAAGAUGCAAAAUUACCAAAAACACACAAAGUUACCACACAAACACACAAAUGUUAGAAUCAACACAAAGAGAUGUAAAAUCACAACAAAAAGAUGUAAAAUUACAACAAAAAGAUGCCACAGAACCACAAUAAUUGUGAUAUUACUAAAAAACAGGCAAAAAUGACCACAAAAACAUACACACUGAUGCACAAAUUGCUAAAAAACAAUAAGUCACCACAAAGAGAUGUAGAAUCACAACAAAAAGAUGGAAAAAUACAACAAAAAUAUAAUAAAUUACAUCAAAAAGACACAAAAUUGCAACAAAAAGAUGGAAAACCACAAUAAAAAUCGGCAAAAUUACCACAAAAAGGCACAAUAUUACCACACACAUACACACACAGGCCCACACACACACACACACACACACACACACACACACGCAUAGUAUACACACAAAACGAUGUAAAAUUACAACAAAAAGACGCCCAAGAACCACAGUAAUUGUGAUAUUACAACAAAAACAGGCAAAAAUUACCACAAAAGGACACACACACACAUAUAAGUUGCUGAAAACACCAGGAUGUUGCAGGAUGUUGUUGAUAUUUGUUGGAUUUUUCAUCAUAUAUUGUUGUUUAUAUGUUUUUUUAAAAAUAGAUUUUCAUAUAUUUGGACUAAACUAAAGUGACGCUGCCAAAUAUUACACCCAAACCUGAAACAUGACUCAAAUCUACUGUAAAUUACUCCUUUUUUUAUUACAGUAUUACAUUCAUGACUCACCAUUACUACACUCUGGUCUCAUCCUACUGAUAUCCAAAUAUGGAUGCAGACAGCAGCUCGUCUAGACAGACCAUGUGACAAAAGCAGCAAGUGGGCGGCUUUAUUGAUCUGAACCAGAAUAUUUUUGUUUUUCUGGUGUGGCUGAAACCUACAGUAGUCGGUCGGGUUAAAGAGAAACCCAUUACUGACUAAACGUUGAACCAAACAUAAGCAGAUUACUGUGCCAACCAGUGCCAGAGUUUUACCUUGUCAAUAGAAUGCAUCAGACGAUUUUUCUUUACAUAAAUAAAAUGUGAGUAAAAAUACUGA
Messenger RNA from Amphiprion ocellaris (clown anemonefish), 4912 nucleotides. RefSeq names its product BRCA1-associated ATM activator 1 (gene brat1). NCBI's taxonomy places the organism in Eukaryota, Metazoa, Chordata, Actinopteri, Pomacentridae. Gene Ontology annotation, biological process: DNA damage response; positive regulation of protein phosphorylation; cell population proliferation. The transcript has 11 exons. The coding region runs from base 478 to 3282 and encodes 934 amino acids. The record is from RefSeq and is a predicted model, not a curated record. Gene Ontology annotation, cellular component: nucleus.